Messenger RNA from Zonotrichia leucophrys gambelii, 6027 nucleotides. It is a transcript of the gene AKAP5, whose product is annotated as A-kinase anchoring protein 5. The coding region runs from base 1193 to 3715 and encodes 840 amino acids. NCBI's taxonomy places the organism in Eukaryota, Metazoa, Chordata, Aves, Passeriformes, Passerellidae. Gene Ontology annotation, molecular function: protein kinase A regulatory subunit binding; calmodulin binding; molecular adaptor activity. The record is from RefSeq and is a predicted model, not a curated record. Gene Ontology annotation, biological process: positive regulation of adenylate cyclase activity. The transcript has 3 exons. Gene Ontology annotation, cellular component: dendritic spine; postsynaptic density; excitatory synapse.
GUUUUGGGCAUGGAUUAGUUUGAAGCCAAGAGCUGGCUGUCCUUAUCUCCACCUCCAAAGGUGUAGCUCUUGCAGCACCUCCAACAGUGAGUGCUGAAGGCUGUGAAUGUUUUAGGUGGGACACAAAAAACAAGAGCAAGCCAGGAACCUUUCGCACCAAGCCAGGACACCCCUAGCUGUCCCUCCUCCCCGCGAGGUGUGCUCCGGGCUCCGUUGCCGCUGGGAUCCGAACUCCAAACCGCAGCUCGAUUGCUGGGAGGACUUCACCCCGAGCUCAAGUUGGUGGUUUUGGGGUCUGCAGCUGCCGUGCACAGCCUGGGAGGGGACGGAAGGUUGCUGUGCCAGCGGGCGAGGGAUCGUGCCCCGCCAGGGGAAGGGAUGCUGAUCGGCGAGCGGGGAGCGGCGCUCUCCCCCCGGCGGCAGGAGGCGGCGAGCAGAUGUGCUGCGGGGGAAGCGUGCCCCGGAACCCCCUUUUAAUCACCCUACUCCUGAAAAGCAGAGCACGAAAUGCCGUGUAAAGCCCUGCCCGGAGCCCCCGAGCCCGUCCUGCAGAAGUUGAUAAAAAGAUGAAAGCCCUGGUCAUGCUUUGCAGCAAAUUUCAUGUAACAUGCGAGGGGAACUGAAGCAGAAACCAAAGCCAAGGCAAAGCAGCGUCUGACCUUGUCACUGGGGGGCAGAAAACAGCCGCUGCUUCCACUGGUGCUUCCAUCAAACUCCCUGGGCAAUGUGGAAUUUCAGAGAGCUCACAAAGUGCAAGUUCCUUCCAGGUCCGUGGGGUGAAUAAAAAUUGUUAAUUCUUGGCUUGAUUUGUCAUCCUUUGGGGGAAAAAAAAAGGUAUGUCAGCCUGGCCAUUAUACAGUUAGACCAAGCACAACUGGAAGUGGGUUGCUCCAGAGAUGAGAGUGACUGAGGCCAGCAAAGCCAAGGAGAAGCCUGUUCAGCUGCACAUCUACCAGGGAUUCCUUGGAGAGGUGAUAAAGUGAGUAAUAAGGCAAAGUGGGAGUUAUAAAGUGGAUGCAACAGCUCCAGCAGAACUUCUUCUCACUGCCACAUAGGCUCGUUACAAAGCAACAAACGUUAUCUGGAAAUCCGUUUGGGGAAAAAAAUGCACUUUGAGCAUCUCUGCAGUUCUUGUGUCUGAAGCAUUGAUCAGGAAAAUCGGCAGCACAACGCCAACAAAGGAGAAGAGAAUAUGGUGAAGGCAGCUAAGGAAAUUGAGAUGGAGAACCCAAGAGAGGCAGAGACUCCCAGCACAGGGGCCACAUGUUCCCCACCAGAGGAACAAGCUAAAAAACCCUCCAUGCUGUGUUUUAAGAAACGGAAGAAGUCCUGUAAGAAGGGGCUGACUGUGAAGGAUGCGUGCGAAGGAGCCUCAGAGGAGAAAAGCCAGUGUGUCAGCGCUGACCAAGGGGAGGCCAAGGCUUCCAAUCCACCACGAUCCUCCAGAGGAACCUGGGCAGCCAUCAAAAACCUUGCCAGGCCUCAGAGAAGGCAGAAAUCCUCCUCACGGAAGAAGGUGCCCUCUGAUUCCCAAGUGCAGCUGGAGGUGGAUGCUGAGGAGAGCUGUGCGCAAGACCUCCCAAAGAAACGGGCGAGCUCUGGGGUGAAGAUGCCCUGUGUGAGGUUCUCCAGAGGUAAGAAAAAACCCAGCCCCUCAGAAGCAGUGGAGGAGUCAGAGGCCAGUGCUCAAGCAAAUGAAGUGAUGGGUGUUGUGAAUAAGGCUAUUGAAGAGCCAGAGGAUUCGGCCCCGACGGACAAGUCUGAAUCCCUCAGGCCAGUCUCUGCACAGGAGGAGCAGGAUACGGUGAAGCAGGAGCAGCAUAGAAUGAAGGAGGACCAGGAUACAAUGAAGACGGACCAGGAUACAAUAAAAAAGGACCAGGAUUCAGUGAAAGAGGACAACCGUACAGCAAAGGAAAAUGACACCUCUGUUGGGAAGAGUGAGCCCCUGACAGAGCCCACACGGGAUGCAGAACAUUCGGAGUGCACUGUUCAGCUGGAGAUAACUAGUUCAGAGACAUUUGAUGAAAUAGCCCAGGACAAACAGCAGGAAGUGAGUAUGCCCUCAGCCACAGACGAUGAGGAGGGCAGGGCAGUUGCUCCCGAAGUGCCUGCUUCUAAAGAUCAACCUGACAAUGCCCCUGAAAUCACAGAGUGCCAGGAAAUCCCUCAUGUCUGCAAAGAGAUGCCUGAAAGGGAUGAAUUGGAAAAGAGCAUAAAUCUUUCUAAGGAGUGCAAAGCUGAGGAGACUGUAACUGAUUUCAGUGAGUUGGCAUCCAGAGGUGAUGCAGCGAGUGUGCCGGAGGCAGCAAAUGUGCAGGAUGCAGUGAGUGUAAAGGAUGCAGUGAGUGUAAAGGAUACAGUGAGUGUGCAAGAGGCAGCAAAUGUGCAGGAUACAGUGAGUAUGCAGGAUGCCACAAGUGUGCAGGAGGCAGAGAGUGUGAAGGAUGCAGUGAGUGUGAAGGAUACAGUGAAUGUGAAGGAUGUAGUGAGUGCACAGGAAGCAGUGAGCGUGCAGGAUGCAGUGACUGUGCAGGAUGCAGCAAGUGUGAAGGAUGCAGUGAGUGCACAGGAUGCAGUGAGUGUGCAGGAUGCCACAAGUGUGCAGGAUGCAGCAAGCGUGAAGGAUGCAGUGAGUGUGCAGGAUACCAUCAGUGUGCAGGAUGCAGAGAGGGUGAAGGAUGCAGCAAAUGUGCAGGAUGCAACAGGCAUGAAGGAUGCAGCGAGUGUGCAGGAUGCCAUGAGUGUGCAGGAGGCAGCAAGUGUGCAGGAUGUCACAAGUGUGCAGGAUGCAGAGAGUGCACAGGAGGCAGCAAGUGUGCAGGAAGCAGUGAGUGUGGAGGAAACAGUGAGUGUGCAGGAGGCAGAGAGUGUGAAGGAUGCAGAGAGUGUGCAAGAUACAGCAAGCCUGCAGGAUGCCACAAGUGUGCAGGAUGCAGUGAGUGUGCAGGAGACAGUGAGUGCCCAGGAUGUAGCAAGUGUGCAAGAGGCAGCAAGUGUGCAGGAUGCAGUGAGUGUGAAGGAUGCAGCAAGUGUGGAGGAUGCAGCAAGUGUGCAAGAGGCAGCAAGUGUGCAGGAGGCAGCAAGUGUGCAGGAUGCAGCAAGUGUGCAGGAUGCAGCAAUUGUGGAGGAUGCAGCAAGUGUGCAGGAGGCAGCAAGUGUGGAGGAUGCAGCAAGUGUGCAGGAUGCAGCAAGUGUGCAGGAGGCAGCAAGUGUGCAAGAGGCAGCAAGUGUGCAGGAGGCAGCAAGUGUGGAGGAUGCAGCAAUUGUGGAGGAUGCAGCAAGUGUGCAGGAGGCAGCAAGUGUUCAAGAGGCAGCAAGUGCACAGGAAUGCUCCAGCCGUCAGAUACUGGAAGCAAAUGCAGGCGCUGGUGUCAGCAUCGUCAUCACCAUCACCGAAGCUGAGGACUCUGACAACACAGACUCUGACCAGGCCUAUGAGCCUUCCCCAGUUUUGCACCAAAAAAAGCAAAAAGGGAAUAAAAAAUCUAACAGGAACGCUGAUGUUGGUCAAAAAGAGGGCCCUGAGGCUGGUGGCAGUCCCCAGGCAGAGGAGAAGGGUCUGGGUGACCAGGGCCACAGAACUGGGGAGCAGUACGAGCUGCUCCUCAUAGAAACUGCCUCCUCCCUCGUGAAGGCGGCCAUUCAGUCAUCCAUAGAGCAGCUGGUCAACGAAAUGGCCCUGGAACAGAAUAAGCACAACAGCUUUCUGUGAUGGCAGCCUUGCCCAGAGAGAAAGGGCAGAGGGAGUGAUUUCAAGCUCCGUUUGGCCUGCGGGAUGUGAGGAGAACUGGGAGAGCUCCCGGGGCCGCGGUGUGGUUCAUUCUGCAUGCCCGUUCAGUUGUGUCCAUGUGAAACGAUCCCGGGACGUGGGCAGGCCCUGCUGAGGGCAGCGUGUCCCCUGGGCCUUCAGACAGCGCCACUGGCCACAGCUGCGGAAACAUUAAGGUGUUACAGUGACUGUAUUUCCACUUAUUGGCACAUUUCUGUCACGGCCACAUCUCUGCUGUCCCCCAUGCCCUGUUUCCCUGCUGUUCUCGCUGUAGAUCUGUGCAUACCACGUGUUGGAAGAAAGGCCCUGAGAGGCAGCGAGUGCCCGACCUGCUGCUGGGGUGGAUCCAGGGCACACUGAAACAUCUGGAGCCUCGCUGGGCCUUUAUUGCAGAUGAGGAAGAGCAAAGUGUCUGCAAUAUUAACAAGAAAUCAUCAAUGCCAGGCUGUGCUUUGUGCUGUGACUGGCCCUCGCUAGGCCCGGGCGCCAGGAGCCGCGGUCAGUGCUGUGGCCCGGAGCCGGCGGGUUCCAGCGAGCUCUCUCCUUCCUUCCUUCCCUCGGCCUCUCCCCUGUCAGGAGCAGCCUGUGCAUCUCCAGACACGCUAAAGCUCAGCACAUAAGCCUCGCCCUGCUGACCCCGGGCUGAAAACGACAGCGCUUCGUCUGCUGGGGGAGCCUUUCUCGCACCAUUGAACUCGACGGGCACAAUUCCCUGCGGGAUCACGGGCUUGGCCGGGCAGGAGCAGCCCUGCCGCCGCCAGCCCCUCGCCCCCCUCGCCUUCCUCCAUCCCCAUCCCGGUGUCGUGCUGAAGCUCUCCUCGGAUGUAGCAUAUUUUUUUAUCCAUGGCAUGCGAUAUAAAUAGCAGUGAGCUGCAUGCGUGUUAGCAGUCAGCAGAGUUUGGGAAGCUGCAAUGUGCUGCCGGCACAGGCUGGGAUUGCUUUGGUUUGGUCUGAGUGCCGCUGGCAUCCCCGGCUGCUGGCGGAGCCUGUCCCGCACCGCUCCCCCCUCAAAGCCCUCCCGCCUCCAUCCAGCCCAGGCAUCCCUUGGGAAUCGCAUUGUGCCCGGCUCGCUGCCACCAGGCUCUGGCACGCCAUGGAGCUCGCUCUGAAACAUGCAGGGAAAUGAUGGAACAAUCUUACCAAAGUCCUCAGGGAAAAAAAAUCCUGACAUGAGGACAUGGCUGGAAAAUGCCUGGACAAUCCUACUGCUGUCAGACCCCAGAACUGCCCUGCCCGAGGGGUUUGCACCAUGUGUGUGUGUGUGUGAGCAUCACCUCCAGCUACCAGCACCCCAGGAGAAAGGAGCCUUUUAAAAAUAUGGGAUUGCAUCUGCGUGGCUGGGAUUUGUGUCCAGCUGUGGGCAAGGCAGCGUGUUCCUCUGAGAGAAUUCUCCUGCGUGUUCCUCAGCUGGCACAGAAAUAGCAGCCGUGCUUGGUGAUUGCUCACUGACCGUGCACUGAGAUUUCCCUGCCCAGCACAGGCUUUGGAUUCCUGCUGAAAUACAAGGGCUGUACCUGUCCCUCCUAUCUGGUGCACAAACAUGUUUUAAACCUUGAUAAAACAGCUCCUCGAUAUCACGAGAGGACUGCCAGCAGCAAGAGCCACAGCUCAUCUCUGUGCAAGUGAAACUUAAAAAAACCCAGAGACUGGUAAAGAAAAAAAGUGUCUUUUUCUUCCUGUGAAUUUGUUUAUUAUUGAUAAUUGAUUUGUUAAUUAUUGAUAAUUCAGUGUGUACAAUUUUAAUGGCUUUGUACUUCAUACUGGUCCUUCCAGGUAUUUUGCCAUAGUUUUGAAAAAUGGACUUUUAAAGGACUUUUAGACAUACCUUUGGAGCUGCCACAGCUCACCGUAGGAAAAGCCAUCCUGGUACUGGGAGAGGCUUACAGGAUUACACUGGGCACUGUGGCAGGCUGGUGCUGAGCAGAGGGCUGCAGCAUUGCUGUGGGAUCCCACUGGAGUCAGCUGCAGAGGAGGAUGUCCAAGCUUUAGUAAAUAAACACAAAAUAACCCCCCAGGGCCAGGCUGUCAGCCUGCUAAGCUGUUUUGGGAGGAUUUGGUGUUAUUUCAGUACUGCCUUCUAGGCGAAACACGUCUUCAAAAAAGGAGGAGAAUGGCAAAAAUGCCCAGUCCAGCCCUGCCCUGUGACUUUCUCCAUGUCAGGGGUUGUGUUUGCAUCCUCUCUUGUGUCUGGUUUUCCCUCUGUUAUAGCUGUACAUAGAACUGAUGAUUAUUUCAUUAAAGCUGAAUGUACCUGU